AGGAAACUGGUCGACUCGUGACAUUUCAUUAUUAUUCCAAACGUUCACAACAUUCUAUUCUGAAACAAAAAUUUACGUUACAUUUAAUUUGUUAAAUUUCGGUACAUUGUAGCACUUUUAACUUGUUACAACUUUUAACAGGAAGUUUGGAAGGAUUUUGAUUCACCCUUAUAACUGGAAUCUUUUGAAUCGCGAUUCUUUCAGUUGACUUUCAUCCUGCGAGUUACAACUCCGUGUUAUUCUUUUAUUGUGAAAUGAACAAUUCACUGAAUCGUUCAUUCGUUUCGUUAAAAAUACCGAGUCGAUAAGAAUGUCCAACAACCACUACGAAGUAACGUUACCUGACCAAUGCUGGAAUAAAUGCUCAUCUCUGCCGCACAGAAGUUAUUGUGUCCUCGCAAGAAACGUUUGUCCCCGUCCACGUGUCUUGAUGUGACUGUUCAAAUAAUGGCUGUGGAUCUGGGCGUCAAACCAGCGCUGCUUUACGACAGUAAUACAGCAUCUCCAGAGCAGCUUCAGAUGUACCUCAAAUCUCUACAGGAGUCUGGUGUUGUAACCAAUCCACUACGGAUUCUGUCAAUUGAUGAAAACACGUUCAUUUUUAAUCCUGCCACUAUUGAGUCCCACUUGGAUGAUAUUCUCCAAAGCAAAAGUGUCCUCCUGAUUGACAUAUGUCCCUCAAUAAAACAACCGGUCUUGGUUGGUUUUGAAAAGACAACCGAGGAUAUGAUCAAAACUCUUUCAGAACUCUUCAUGAGUGAGCUGGAGAAAGGCUCCUCAGUGAUUGUGUUGGGAGAGGAACUGUAUAAUGACUGGAACUUGUGCACUCUUUUUGGACUCCUGUUAGGUUAUCCGGCCUCGUACUGGUUUGACCAAACGAAAGGAUUUGGGAACUGUUUGUGUAUGACACCACUGGUGGUGAGCACGGUUUGGGUAAAAUGGCAAAUAGAUGACAUAAAUCAUCGCUGUUGUCUUUACUCAUUUAGUGUUCCUGAAGAGCUCUGGUCAGAGGUACAAAGUCAUGUGCAACGGUGGACUGAGCACCUGAGAGAGAGAUUUAACAAACAGCUGGUUCUGACUGAUCUCUGCUUUUCUAGAGAUACUGUCACUUUGCCCUCUGUGACACUCUGAAUAAACCUGAUUAAUGUUUCUUGUUUAUUAUGGAGUUUGUUUCUCAGACAUUCACCACCUAUUUUCAGUAUCAUUUAUGCUCUUCAUAGAUUUCUUAACAAAGCAACAUAAAAUAAUGUAUGCAUAUAAUAAAUUUAGGCAAUGAAUCUCAUCCUUUUUGACCCCAAGGUUUCCCUUUUAUCAAAAAAAAAAAGAAAGAAAAAACUUAAAUAUGCUAAAAAUUAAAAAACCAAGUCUUUUAUAUCUUACAUUAGAUACAUACAUUAUACUAAAGUAAAGUGAUAUAUAUAACUGAUCUCAACUGCUUGAUGGUUUAUAUAGUUGAAAAAUGUGAACGAUAUAAUUGGCUAGUUUUUAAACUGCUCAAUGCAACUAAAAUGCAUGAAGAUAUUCAGAUAUGAGAAACAUUUACACCACGAUUUUCUGUAAAACUGCUUUGAAACAAUGUGUAUUGUGAAAAGCACU
Carassius auratus (goldfish) is the source of this 1596-nucleotide messenger RNA. It is a transcript of the gene c6h1orf74, whose product is annotated as chromosome 6 C1orf74 homolog. The coding region runs from base 361 to 1131 and encodes 256 amino acids. The record is from RefSeq and is a predicted model, not a curated record. NCBI's taxonomy places the organism in Eukaryota, Metazoa, Chordata, Actinopteri, Cypriniformes, Cyprinidae. The transcript has 2 exons.